GCAGGCGAGCUAAAAUGGAUGAUUCAGACAGCUGAUUACUUAGAUAUAAUGCCCGACUCCCGCAUGGGCUUGUUCAUUGCUUCCAGUCACGUACCCCCUCGAUCCUGCCUUUCUGAUGUGUAUUUGGCUGGUUAACGGGGCACAUUGGUGCCCCAUUUGCUUCCCAGCAUCUUCAUCUACUCUGGUGCCCAACAACAACUGCGGAUGCGUUGAUCCAUAUCUGAGGUACUGUACACUACCUGCCUGUAGGUAUGCCCGGCAGGGCCCCGAGGUACCUACCUGAUGCACUUCCCUCACCAACUUGUUUGGUGUGCAGUUUGCGGACACUACGUCCGGUCCUUGCCUCUCUAUCUCCCAAUUGCGCCAGCUGCUCAAGGAUGGCUCGUGUUUGACGUCGUACCCUGGGCGGAUACAGGACGCAAUGACAAGGCAAGGCAGAUGGGGCACAUACCUACGGUAGAUGUCUGUACACUACCGGUACUAGUACGUAGUGUAGUAGUAGGGCAGCAAAGCUCGACUCGACUCAGCUCGCCCGUUUCUUAUUGUUGACCGUUCAUGGUUCUCUCUCUGCCCGACCUGAAAUUUCGGGCUGCCAGCCAGUGGUUGGAUGUCAACCAAGCAAGCCAAACAGCUGUGACGACGGCACCCUGCAGAUGCUUUUGGGACAAGACCGCACACGAAAGGGUGGGAUCGGACGAGAGAAAGAAAGGGAGAGAGGGGGGGGAGGGGGGAAGAG
Messenger RNA from Colletotrichum navitas, 736 nucleotides. RefSeq lists its product as uncharacterized. Lineage: Eukaryota; Fungi; Ascomycota; Sordariomycetes; Glomerellales; Glomerellaceae. The transcript has a single exon. The record is from RefSeq and is a predicted model, not a curated record. Bases 283 to 549 code for a protein of 88 amino acids.